Molecule: messenger RNA, 3488 nt
Organism: Hippocampus comes (tiger tail seahorse)
Lineage: Eukaryota; Metazoa; Chordata; Actinopteri; Syngnathiformes; Syngnathidae
Gene: lrrc75a
Product: leucine rich repeat containing 75A
Exons: 5
Coding region: 953-2308 (451 amino acids)
Source: RefSeq, a predicted model, not a curated record
CGCCACGGUUUUGUGUACGAUGCUUCUGAAAGGUAAUAUAGGUUUUAAUCAGCCUACACCUGGCAGUCUGUGUUCCAUGAUUUUAAUACUGCGUGUACAAUACUCAGUAAAUGUUGUUUGAGUCCUUAUGUAGCCCUCCUAUUGUAAAGAAUAAUGGGGUAAUAAGACGCUGGAAACUUGUCGGUGCUCUCUGCCUGGAGGCGGUUGGGGGCGUGCUUCGUGCACUCCAAGCGAGAGGUUGUCAUCCAUAAUUCAGUCCCAACCCAAGCAAGGCGAGCAGGCAAGUACUCUUCCGCUCUUCCUUGGACAGACGCUCAGCCUGGUUGUCACACGUAUAUAGCGUUCUGUGGCAGGCGACUGGUGAAUUCCGCGGCCGCGGGUGGAACGCAGGAGUGGAACACUGGUGACAAAGAGACAGUCGUCUUUGAACCGCGGACGUAAACAUUGCCAUGCCCUGAAUGCUUCCUGCACCACCGCCUCGCUCCGUGCUCCGCUCCAGGACAAGGGGGGGCUCUUGUUGGGGUGGCUGAGAUGAGAACACGGCAGCAACAACAACACAUCGUUCCCGGAGGUAAAUCAAGGCGAAGACGCGUUGAAGUUGUGUUUGGGACAGGAGACUGCGGCGGUCUUCAGUUCUUCUGUGUGACUGGUGCGUUUUGAGCGGCCAUGCUGCAGGCAGCAUCCUCCGACCUCUUCCCCACUUGAGCUGCAUGAACUGCUUCCCCCUGCUUCUGCUUUAUUGUUGUUUUCUACUCCAUGUACGGCAGUGCCUUUCUCAUGCAGAUUAAAUCCGAGUUCAUUACUGGCAGUGCUGCAUAAGCCCCCUCAAGUGUCCAGACUGUAAAGAUGUGAUCAGCUGCAGGCACUCCGAUGGAAACAAUCGCCAAGGCUGCCUCUGCAUGACCGACUGCCCGUUGGGAUCAGGCUUGUUUUUAUCACAGCACACAGCACCAUGGGGGGUAAACAGACCAAGGGACACGAUGCUGGAGGAGCCAGCCCUCAGCACAGCUGGAGGCGCACCCCCACCAAGGAGCGAGGGGACCUGUUUGCAUCCCUCAUGCUGAGGUCAGGGGACAGGCUGAGCCGCGGUGUCACCCCGCCGCCUUACCAGCGGCGAAUCGGAAUGAUCCAGGAGAUGAUGUUGAUGGCCAAGCAGGGCAAACACGACGAGGCGACAGAGAUGCUGAGGACACUCCGGCAGGACCUGGGCAUGGAAUCGACAUCUCUGGACGAUGUAUUAUACCGCUACGCCAGCUUUAGAAACCUUGUCGACCCCAUCACACAUGACCUGAUCAUCAGCCUGGCACGAUAUGUACACUGCCCAAAGACGGAGGGCGACUCUCUGGGGGCCAUGGAGAAGGUUUGUCGUCAGCUGACCUACCACCUCAGCCCUCACUCUCAGUGGAGGAGACAAGGGCUGCUCAAGCGGAAACCCCAAGCAUGUUUGAAGGCGGUGCUGUCCACACCUCCAUCCAGCGGGGCGCUGGAUCUGUCCGGUAUCCCUCUGGUAGCUCGCGACAUGGAACGUCUAUGUGCACACCUCCUGCACCACGCUUCCGCAGUAGUAAGCUUGGAGCUGGGCUUCACUGAGCUGACUGAUGAAGCCUUCCUCCUGCUCCUGCCCACCCUGGCUGCCCUACCUCACCUGGAGACGCUGGCAAUGAACGGAAACCGCCUGACCAGGACUAUUCUGAAGGAGCUGACAGAUGCCUUAAAGGAUCCUAAUAGUUUCCCAAGUGUGACAUGGAUCGACCUGGGAAACAAUGUGGACAUCUUCUCCCUGCCUCAGCCUUUCCUGGUCAGCCUAAGGAAGCGCUGUCCAAAGCAGGGCAACCUGCCCACCAUCCUGGAGUUCGGUGAGAGUCAGGCCAGCGAGCCCCCUGAAAGGCUGAAAGUCAUCGGUGAAGACGAGGAGACCGACGACACCAACAGGACUGAAAGCAUGGGAGAGCUGCGGUCCGAGGUGGAGGAGGAACUGGACGGUGAGCUGGAGAUAGAGGAGAUGAUGGAGGAGCUACUGGACUUUGAUAGGGAGGUGCAAGGGAAGGAGGAUGAAGACGAGAGCAUGUGGACCGUCGAGGAGCAGAGGAAAGCCAGGAGGAUGAUGACACGUGAAGAAGAGUUAGACAGGAAAGGGAGGCCGGGCCGAUUGGCAGUGAUGGCGCAGGAUGAGGAUGACACACAGAGCCGCUCCUCCCCAUUGUCUUGCUCCAGCCCGUCACAGCACUCCUCCGCAGCUGCCGAGCCAACGAGAGCAGAGGAGGAUGAUUUUGACAACGUGACUGACCAAUCAGAGCAUUUGACCUGAUUGCUGCUCCUUUCUCAUCUCUGCUGAAAAUAUUUCUCCUGCCGUGUCAAGGUACACGUGUGGCAGGAAGCAAGGGAAGACUUGCUCCCAGUUUGAACAAGUCAGAUUUAACCAGAUAAACCAAGGUGGCAAACCAUUAAAUGACAAGUAUGCAGACAGGAUUUGUCAGUUACAAAUUACCUUGGCAGGCUAAUGCAUAAAACCACUCAGUAAUUAAUAAGCUAUUUAUUGCAACUCAUCCUAUUCGGAGUUUGAGUCAGGACCUUCUCGUAACGUCAUUGUACCUUCAUGUGCCUGGAAUAUGUCCCGUUAAUGGUUAGGUGUCUGUCAUGAGAGGUUAAAAAAAAAUAAUGUCAGUCAGGCUCUUUAAAAAACUGUUGAAAGGGCCACCCACAUGAAAUCAACAGAAAACCAGAUAGAUUAGGACGACGAAGAGACUCAAACGUUAAAGUUAGUCUCAAUAGGGGGGACGUUAGCAGAUAAAUAAAUAGAAAAACGUAAAAAGCUGAUUGCUUACUGUUCUCUGCUGACAGUUUAUAUUGACUUGCGCUAUGAUCACAUCCAUGCAUGCUAUCUUCUGUAAACAAAUUGAUUUUUGCACCUAUUUUACCUGAUUUCAGUUCUCGAGUCAAUUAAUAGCUUACAUAAAAACUAACACAUGUACAUGUGGACUGAUGUGAGGUUUGUAUGGUCAUUUUGUAGUCUGCUUUGGAAUACUAGUGACUGUGGACGUAAACAGGGAUGAGAUCCCAUCCGGACUCUUAUAUAGGAAAAUAACACUGACAGUUGUUGUGCCGAUUGUAAUACUUCCCAAUAUUAAUCAUUCUAAUACAAGCUGCUCCCCGCUCUGGUACAAUUAAAUUGAGUCACAUGCUCAUUUUCAAACAUAUAAAACAACAAGCAUUUUGUAUUUGGUAGAUUAUUUGUAUUGUGGCAAUACUGCUUGUCCAUACAUUUCCAUUGAGCAUUCUGUGCCCCAUUUUUAAGGAAAAUGGAUGGGAUGACCAGCGCACAGAAAAUGUGCAUUGCAAUGUAAAAGGUGCCAAGUUUUUACUAUCUGCUUAUUUUAAGGAAAAUAAACCAGCUUUCAUACAGUAUGAAGCAGUGGUUCUUAACCUUCUUAGAGGUACCGAACCCAACCAGUUAGUAUGCAUAUUCACCGAACGAACCCUUCAUCAGU